Messenger RNA from Hydatigera taeniaeformis, 339 nucleotides. The record is from the annotation of a GenBank genome assembly. NCBI's taxonomy places the organism in Eukaryota, Metazoa, Platyhelminthes, Cestoda, Cyclophyllidea, Taeniidae.
UCUGUUUUGUUUGCCGUGGUUUGUUUAGAAUCGUCGGAAUAUGAUAAGUCACCCUUUCUUUUAUGGCAGGCUAUUCUACCAAAAGGUAUCGCUCAUUCUUACAAACCUUAUCUUUGUCGGUUGAAUUUGUUUGUGUUCUGCUUUGUUUGCCCAUCUCUUGCUCCCACCAUGAGGAGAACAGCAGAAUAUCUGGGCUACGACACACAGAUGAUCAUGGGUGGUCGAAAACACGAAUUGUCUCCGGAGGAGUACAUCUACGGUGCGAUGCAGCUGUAUUGCGAUGUGGUCAACCUCUUUAUGAUUUUCCUUUCGCUCUUUGGAGUGAUGAGCAGGGACUGA